Molecule: messenger RNA, 1521 nt
Organism: Ipomoea nil (Japanese morning glory)
Lineage: Eukaryota; Viridiplantae; Streptophyta; Magnoliopsida; Solanales; Convolvulaceae
Product: serine/threonine-protein phosphatase PP1
Exons: 4
Coding region: 258-1220 (320 amino acids)
Cellular component (GO): cytoplasm; nucleus
Molecular function (GO): protein serine/threonine phosphatase activity
Source: RefSeq, a predicted model, not a curated record
AUUACAAAUCACAAAAAAAUGAUGGAUACAACAACACCAAUAGCAGGGGGAGAGACGAGCAGAGCACGCAUAAUGAGGUUGUUCGCAUUGGGAUUUUGACAACAUGCCCGCCCAAAUGGCCCCAGACCCAACAUUUUUCUUUACCUUCAAUCAUAAGCAGCAAUACCCUUCUUUUCCCAUCGCCAUUCCAAUUCAACCUCCACAACCUUCUUGAAACUCUCUCUCUUUUUUCUCUCUUUAAGGAAGAUUUGAUCAAAAUGAGCACGAUGACAAUAGAGGGGACGAUGGAGAUUGGGGUAUUGGAUGAUAUCAUAAGGAGGCUAUUGGAAGGCAGGGGAGGGAAACAGGUGCAGCUCUCCGAGGCUGAGAUCCGCCAACUUUGCGUCAACGCUCGCCAAAUCUUCCUUUCUCAGCCUAUUCUCCUUCAUCUCCAUGCCCCUAUCAGUAUCUGCGGUGACAUACACGGGCAAUACCAAGACCUAUUGAGGAUGUUCGAGUACAGCGGGUACCCUCCUGAAGCAAACUAUCUGUUUCUGGGGGACUAUGUUGAUCGAGGCAAGCAGAGCCUGGAGACGAUAUGCUUGUUACUGGCGUACAAAGUGCGGUAUCCUGACAAAGUGUUCCUGCUCAGGGGGAACCACGAAGAAGCCAAAAUCAACAGGAUUUAUGGAUUUUAUGAUGAGUGUAAGAGGAGGUUCAAUGUGCGGCUUUGGAAGAUAUUCACUGAGUGCUUCAAUUGCUUACCUGUGGCUGCACUAAUUGAUGAAAAGAUCAUAUGCAUGCAUGGUGGCCUCUCCCCAGACCUAAACUGUUUGGACCAAAUCACGGAGAUUGAGCGACCCACAGACGUUCCAGACAGCGGUCUGCUCUGUGAUCUCCUCUGGUCCGACCCCAAUCCCAGAAUAAAUGGUUGGUCUGAGAGUGAUCGAGGCGUUUCCAGCACUUUUGGGACCGACGCUGUUGCAGAGUUCUUGGAGAAGACUGAUUUAGACCUCAUUUGCAGAGGCCAUCAGGUAGUGGAGGAUGGAUAUGAAUUCUUCGCGAAACGAAGACUUGUUACAAUAUUUUCAGCUCCAAAUUAUGGAGGCGAAUUUGACAAUGCAGGUGCCCUAUUAAGCGUCGAUGAACAACUAGUGUGUUCUUUCUCAAUACUAAAGCCAGCACCAUCAUCCAAUUCAAAGGUGCCUCUUAAGAAGCCACCAAAAAUAGGAGGAACCUGAUAAAGUAGGAACUGUAUAUGGAGAAGACUGUCACAGUAAAUAGGGACUACAACAAGCAUUAUUCUUCUUUCCUCUUUUAGUCGACAACCUCUCUGAGGAGAGAGCUGUACUACAUGAACCGUGAACAUUCAGACCAUUUUGGCCAUGGGAUUUCUACCAUUCUCAGAAUGUCAAAGAAAGUGAUGCUUAUAUGACAUAAACAUAAAGAUGUAUUCAAGAAUUUAAAAUGUUCAUGUUCGAGUUGUUACUACUGACACCCUUUGUUUCUUCACUGUAUUUGUAAUUAACAUCCACGUUUGAA